Molecule: messenger RNA, 530 nt
Organism: Syngnathus acus (greater pipefish)
Lineage: Eukaryota; Metazoa; Chordata; Actinopteri; Syngnathiformes; Syngnathidae
Product: guanine nucleotide-binding protein G(I)/G(S)/G(O) subunit gamma-13-like
Exons: 3
Coding region: 211-414 (67 amino acids)
Biological process (GO): sensory perception of taste; phospholipase C-activating G protein-coupled receptor signaling pathway
Cellular component (GO): heterotrimeric G-protein complex
Molecular function (GO): G-protein beta-subunit binding
Source: RefSeq, a predicted model, not a curated record
CUGGCAAAGCAGGCGGCCGCCACGCCCCUAAAGUCCUCCCGCAUCCAGUCGCACACUAUCCGCAUCCUCUUCAUCCACAUCUUCGCUGUUAGCGGGACUAUAUAUAUAAGCAGGGCGACGUCAGAGCUCAUUACCGACCACACAGCGUCGCCUUCGCCCGUCAUCGGCUGCUGAUCACCCGGCGGACUUUCCGUGUCACUAAUAUCGACUAUGGACGACUUAGACGUUCCCCAGAUGCGGAGGGAAGUGGAAUCGCUUCAGUAUCAGCUCGCCAUCAACAGGGAGAAGUCUUCUAUCACGGUCACUGAGUUGGUGAAGUGGAUCGAGAGCUGCGUGUGCGAGGACCCUUUUCUGAACCCGGAGCUGAUGAGAGCCAAUCCUUGGGUGGAGAAGGGGAAGUGCGUGAUCCUCUGAUGAUGGCACUCGCAUCAAAAUACGUCUCCACAGUCAAUGCACGGAUGCACCACGUAUAAUGUGCGCGCACAUCCACACACACUGCACUAAAAACACACACAGAGCACACACUCACU